AUGGGAGAUACGGGUGCGGUCGCAUACUGCGGUCAGCAGUUGGUUGGUGUCUCAAUUGCGAUCGCUGUUGUUCAGAUCGUAGUCGUCGGAGCGCGCUUCUAUACAAGGUAUAUACAGAAGGUAGCCUGUGGAAGUGACGACUACCUUAUCAUUCCUGCAUUGAUCGCCAGCUUAGGACAGUCAGCACUCUACAUAUUCUUGGUCCAACGAGGAGGUGUUGGUUACCAUUUAGAAUAUGUGGAACGAACCCCACAAAAGCUUGUCAUUCUAGAGAAGGCUCUCUAUGCUAAUGAGAUCCUCGACUUUCCCUUCACGGUAGCUCCCGCCAAAAUCUCAAUUUUGCUUUUCUACAUCCGCAUCUUCAGCUUUCGCAAUUUUCGAAUUUUAGCUUAUAUCGUGGGUGGAAUCGUUACCAGUCAUGGAGUGGGGGUCUUCUUUGCGGCCAUUUUCCAAUGUUCGCCGAUUGCAUACACCUGGGACAAGACGAUUGUUGAGGGUUCAUGCUUCGACCAAGAAGCAUUCUACCGAUAUGUGUCGCCGCCAAAUAUCAUAACGGAUGUUCUGAUUUUAAUGAUGCCAUUACCCUAUGUCUGGAAUUUGCACACCCGGGUUGGACAGAAGGUGGCUUUAACCGGGGUUUUCUUACUUGGGAGCUUGGGAACCGUGGCCAGCAUUCUGCGCAUGACUAUCUUCUUUCAAGAAAGCGCUAUGACUGACCCAACCUGGACUUCCGUUAAACUUGGAAUUUGGACUAUUCUCGAAGGUGGGAUUAUCAUUAUUGCUGCCUGCCUUCCUUCUAUUUGGCCCUUGAUAUCCAAACUGGUAUCUCGAAGUCUAGACACAAAUUGUUCUUCAGAUCAGUUGCAGGACCCGAGGUAUGGCCACACUUCGCGGCAUAAGAGAACCGGCUCUAGGUACUCUCGACUGGGAGCUAGUAUAGAAGGAGCUAAGUGUAUUAUCGAUCCGAAAAUGUCUACGGAUGUGGCUUCUGGUCUAUACAAUGACGCCAUAUCAUUAGUCGAGGUAUCGAGAGUUCGUGAAGCAUGA
Molecule: messenger RNA, 1047 nt
Organism: Penicillium longicatenatum
Lineage: Eukaryota; Fungi; Ascomycota; Eurotiomycetes; Eurotiales; Aspergillaceae
Exons: 6
Coding region: 1-1047 (348 amino acids)
Source: RefSeq, a predicted model, not a curated record